AGCCGUAGAUUGAUUGUUUGCAGCGUUUCAUUUAAAAAUGUGCUCAUCGCUCCUCCAAGAAGUUUAUAGAUUACUGCCGUUAAUUCAAAUACUUUUAUACAUAAGUGGAAGACAAUGUGCACCUAAACUUGGAGGUAUACUUUUUGAACAGUUAUUUCUUGAAACUUUUAUGCACGACGAAAAUAAUACUAAUGCUAACUUCAAACGGGAAUUCACAGUACGAGUACCAGUUUACCAAACAAACAUUAAAAAUAGUACAUCGCUGUAUGCCAAAUUAACUGGUAAUUCAAUAAUUAACUCAGAUAUUUCAAGAUCAAGGCACAAAAAUAAAGAAUUAAAACAUCUCGAAAAUAAUGUUAAUACAAUUUCCAAUAAUUCUGAUUUUAAUAAUUUUACAAGAAUCACAACAAAUAAACUUACCACCAGUUUUCCGUCAACAUUUACGUCUACGGCACCAUCAACUACUGUCAAAAUAAACACAACUUAUCAUUCAUCUAAACCAGAAAAGCCUAAUGAUGGUAAAACUCUAAAGCAUGUGGAAAAAGAAAAGAUAAAAUGGGAUGUAAACAAAACAACAGUGAAAGAUAAUGAAAGCCAGAGAAAAUCUGAUAUGAUGAAAAGUCGUCGAGAUGGCGCAAUGCUACAAUCAAAUGGCUAUGCUUUUAAUGGAAAUAAUUGUCAAAUGAGGGGCGAUCGAGUUCUAUGUGGCUAUAACAAUAAGGAAUUGGAAACUACUGAGCCCCAAUCGGCAGACAAAGAUUGCAUUCCCCGCGGAGACAGGAUUGAAUGUGGCUAUGUCAACCGCAGGACUGAUAACAGACGCAAUAAUAAAGAAAAUAAAGACGUAAAAACUGGAUCUAAAAUCACAAACGUGACUGACUAUCUAACCACAAAUAUUACUGUUACUUCCUAUACAAAUACCACCAUUAAAACUAUUCACCCACUUCCUCUAACCAACAAUACUAUAACGACUAAUCAUACUUCUACUGGUAACAUCGAAGAUCAGCCCGAGUCAUCCAAAUUUGAAACACAGGAGUUAUUAGAAGAUGUUGAAAAAAGUAUUGCUUCUGUUAUAACCAGUGCAAAUACUAGCACUACCACUAUUGCUACAUCUUCAGUGUCUACUAAUGAAAAUGAAUCCAUGACUAUAUCAAAUGUGUCUACUUCUAGUUCCAUUAUAAAACCAGAAUUUGCCAGUUUAAAAAUUAUGGAAUUGAUUGGCCGUGUCGAAAAACUACUUGCAUCAGCUGAUACCAUUAAGACUUUUAAUAUUUCUUAUCCUAUCGUUGCCGGUAAUCAACCUUCUACCCUUUCUACGCUAAAAAAAGAACCUGCUGAAAUUCUUAAUUUAACAAUCAGAAAAUCUAACGAUAACUCUAUCUCUUUAGCCAGUACUGUUACUCUUACUAAUUUUACUGUUAAUAGUAUCGUUUCUACGACAACUUCAUUUACGCCUCCUACUACUACUACUACUACUACUACAUCUACUACUACUACGACUACAACUCCUGUUCCAUAUAUCGACGAUGGGGAAUAUUGCGUCGAGAAAGAUGGUCGGAUCGUGUGUUAUGACAGCCCACAAGAAGAUUACGAUGACUUUUUAGAAAAAUGA
Cydia amplana is the source of this 1612-nucleotide messenger RNA. RefSeq lists its product as uncharacterized. The coding region runs from base 38 to 1612 and encodes 524 amino acids. NCBI's taxonomy places the organism in Eukaryota, Metazoa, Arthropoda, Insecta, Lepidoptera, Tortricidae. The transcript has 2 exons. The record is from RefSeq and is a predicted model, not a curated record.